Emericellopsis cladophorae is the source of this 561-nucleotide messenger RNA. RefSeq lists its product as uncharacterized. Bases 1 to 561 code for a protein of 186 amino acids. NCBI's taxonomy places the organism in Eukaryota, Fungi, Ascomycota, Sordariomycetes, Hypocreales, Bionectriaceae. The record is from RefSeq and is a predicted model, not a curated record. The transcript has 2 exons.
AUGGCUGCCCCUCCUGAGAAGACCCUCAAGAACCUCACGGGCAAGUACCAGCUGAACAAGGAACUCUCCGACUCGAUUGAGCCCGUCCUCGUCCUCCAGGGCAUUGGCUUUUUCAUCCGCAAGGCCAUUGGCGUCGCUUCCAUCAGCCUCGACGUCAACCAGUACGAGGCACCGCCCAACCCGCCCGCGACAUCCACCGAUAUUGUCACCCACAUUGACAUUGAGCAAUCCGCCUCCGGCCUCAGCUCGACGCACGAGAAGCGAUGCCUCGACAACACCUUCCGUGAACACAAGGACUGGCUCUUUGGCGAGGUGCAGGGUAAGACCAGGUGGGUCACCGCCGACGAGGUCACCGACGAGCACCUGAAGAAGGGCUGGGAGGAGGGCGGUGACGGCCAGUACCUCCAGAGCUAUGUCGAGAGCAAGACCAACGGCUGGACGGCCGAGCAGAUCUGGGGCUUUCAGGUGGUAGACGGCAAGAGACGAUACUGCCGCAACAUCGUCGUGCUCAAGGGCUCGGACAGGGCUGCCGUGCGGUUGGUCUAUGAUUACCUGGAUUAG